AGCAUUCCACUGGCAGAAGAAUCACAGUACUUAUUUGCAUUCAAAUAUCGUGACAAACAAUACUGUUACACACGCAUGCCACAAGGAUUUAAGCACAGUCCACAUGUGUUUAAUCAGUUGUUGAAACAAGACCUGGAAGGUAUUGAGAUUAAUAGUACUUUGAUACAGUAUGUUGAUGACAUCUUYAUCUGUUCAAACACGGUUGAAGACUCUCGUCGAGACACAAAGUUCUUCAAAAACUAGCAAAGGGAGGACACAAGUCCUCUCUAACAAAACUACAGCUCUGCAAACCACAAGUUGAAUAUCUUGGGAGACUGAUCUCUCAUGGGACUGUCUCCAUAUCCCCAGAACACCUAAAAGGGAUAAGUAAAGCUCCAUUACCACAAAAUGUAAGCCAAAUGAUGGCAUUUUUAGGGAUGACCGGAUUUAGUUCCGAGUGGGUUGAAAACUAUGCUGAAAAAAACCGCUCCAUUAAGAGUACUAAUCAAACAAACUGAAAGUAAGUCAUUAAAGACACCUUUAAAAUGGACUAAUGUAGCUAAAAUAGCUUUUGAAACAAUCAAACAAGACAUGCAAACUGCACCAUGUCUGGCAACACCAGACUCACAAAACCAUUUUUUCUGUAUGUAGC
Austrofundulus limnaeus is the source of this 631-nucleotide messenger RNA. RefSeq lists its product as uncharacterized. Lineage: Eukaryota; Metazoa; Chordata; Actinopteri; Cyprinodontiformes; Rivulidae. The record is from RefSeq and is a predicted model, not a curated record. Gene Ontology annotation, biological process: proteolysis. Gene Ontology annotation, molecular function: aspartic-type endopeptidase activity.